GCGCCUGCGGUUGCCAUGGCUUCUCCGAGCCGAGGCGGGUGGCGCAGCUAGACGCGGGCGGGCUUUGGCGGCGUCGCGCGCGGAAAGCGGAAGGCAUCACGCGGUGGGGUCGAGCGGUCUACUGUGGGGACCAGGGCGCGCUGGAACCCGGACCGCUUCUUCCCCUGGAGCACUGGCUGCGGACUCUUCUUCCCAAACCCCUUACGCGCGUGAGCAGCCAGCCAAUGUGGAACAAUGGCACUGAGCCACUCCGUGAAGGAGCGAACCAUCUCCGAGAACAGUCUAGUCAUCCUGUUGCAGGGCCUCCAGGGCCAGAUAACCACUGUGGACCUUCGAGAUGAGAGUUCAGCCCGAGGACGCAUUGACAAUGUGGAUGCUUUCAUGAACAUCCGCCUGGCCAAUGUCACCUAUACCGACCGCUGGGGACAUCAAGUUGAGCUGGAUGACCUCUUUGUGACAGGCCGUAAUGUCCGAUACGUCCAUAUCCCAGAUGAUGUGGACAUCACCAGCACCAUCGAGCAGCAGCUGCAGAUCAUCCAUCGUGUGCGCAACUUUGGUGGCAAGGGUCAAGGUCGGCGAGAGUUUCCCUCCAAAAGGCUGUGAAGCUGUGCCCUCAGUGAACUUCCAGUCCCACCUCAGGGUUCUCCGGUGUUCUGAGCCAACUCCUUGCCACCUUUCCCUACCAAUGACCUGGUGUCUUGAGCGACACCUGUCGAAGAUGCCUUUCAUAGGGUUCCACUUUCCAGACACACUCUGGGACCCAGAAUUCCUUCUGUCUGUGGCCUUGGGGUAGGUGACAGUCCCUCUAUUUGAUCAUUUCCAUCUGGAAUCUCCAGUUUAUGGAUUGACCACGUCUAUCAAGGAGUAAUCGAUUCUGCCAGUGAGGAUUAUUGUGUUUGGAGUGAAUCACCUCUAACUCUCCACUUCUCUUGGAGUUUGUUUCUUUUCUCAUAAAACCAAACUUGGAUACACACAA
This is a messenger RNA of Onychomys torridus (southern grasshopper mouse), 976 nucleotides long. It is a transcript of the gene Lsm10, whose product is annotated as LSM10, U7 small nuclear RNA associated. The record is from RefSeq and is a predicted model, not a curated record. Gene Ontology annotation, molecular function: histone pre-mRNA DCP binding; U7 snRNA binding. Gene Ontology annotation, biological process: mRNA 3'-end processing by stem-loop binding and cleavage. NCBI's taxonomy places the organism in Eukaryota, Metazoa, Chordata, Mammalia, Rodentia, Cricetidae. The transcript is spliced from 2 exons. The coding region runs from base 235 to 603 and encodes 122 amino acids. Gene Ontology annotation, cellular component: nuclear body; cytoplasmic U snRNP body.